AUGUCGUCCGUACUCCCCCCUGUGGCGCCUGCCAGCCCCGCCACUUCCCGGAAGGUCACGUUUGUGCUCCCGGGAGAGGCGAAAGAGGUCACUGCUGCAUCACCCCCUGCAGUGCCCAUAGUGGUUCCUAGUAGGCCAGCUGUGUUGCCACCAACUCCGGCGCCACUUGCUGCUCCGUCGGUUCCUGCAUUGCCGUCGCUCGACUUCCCCCAACUCCAUGCGACAGAGGAGGAGCUCCCAAAAACGAUGAUGUCGGUUAACUAUGCCUCUUCCGAGGAGAAGCCGGUGAGUCCCGAAGAAGUCCCAGAUUACAGCAAGUGGGUCUAUCCUGUGUUGAUGGAGGGCUCGUCCGCAUGCUCACCACCACUGAAGUUUCCUUUGACUGACGUGAUAGCUCCGCACGUUCUCACACCAGCUGCGCUUCUGCGCUGGUCGGAGAGGGAGGUUCUCGCGACCCUGCCGACCAUGCUGCCACCGGAUUAUAUAAUUUUUGGCGGCGCGAAGUACAGCAGCACGUCCCUUGACCUUGUGCACCCGCCACUCGCCGUCGCUACAACCGCGAAGCGUACUUUGGAUUUCCACAACGCGAUGGAAGCCCAACGACUUCAGUUCCUUGUCGAUCAACUCGAGGUGGCGAGGCACUACUUGAAGAUUGAGGCACGACGCGUAACCAAGGCGCAGCGGACGGCGUCCACCUUGACGACAGCAGGCUACACCGCGGUGCCGAUCGACACCGUGAGUGAUGCUAUUCAAAAGAGCGGCGAAACGGAAGAUGUGGCGAUGACGAAUAUCUGGUCUGCUGCGUACUUCGGGUCUCCUCAGCAGCUCACUGCGAUGAUGGAGAAGUGCAAGCUCGAUGGAGUGCUAGAUAGCGUGGGCUACGUCCACUAUAGACGGCGCCUGUGGGGCUUGAAGCGAGUUGGCGACAGGUUUGAGCUCGGGCUUGGGUUGAGAGGCACCCUACUGCAGUUUGCCGCGGCAGCGGGGAAGCUGGACAAUGUUGUUAUUCUGCUGACGAGCGGGGCGCGAGAUACAGCGACUCCGCGGUUGAAGGAGAUUCUGUCAGCUGAGUCCAUGCAGAUCGUUGAGGCUGUUCUCAUACCCCGCACCCAUGCGCCACGGCACAAUCGCGCCCCGACAGUGGAGAUGAUGGCUACAAGCAAAGCAACGCCGCCAGUUAUGGAACGUACUUUCAUCAGCGAGCACGUUGUCAAGAUCGAUGAGGAGGGUCUAUCGCCUCUAGGAAGGGCGAGUGAUAUUGCCGCGGCUGCGAUGGCGGCUUUCGCGUAG
This is a messenger RNA of Leishmania braziliensis MHOM/BR/75/M2904, 1290 nucleotides long. RefSeq lists its product as hypothetical. The transcript has a single exon. Bases 1 to 1290 code for a protein of 429 amino acids. NCBI's taxonomy places the organism in Eukaryota, Euglenozoa, Kinetoplastea, Trypanosomatida, Trypanosomatidae. The record is from RefSeq and is a predicted model, not a curated record.